Messenger RNA from Mauremys reevesii (Reeves's turtle), 4811 nucleotides. RefSeq names its product sorbin and SH3 domain containing 3 (gene SORBS3). The transcript is spliced from 23 exons. The record is from RefSeq and is a predicted model, not a curated record. Gene Ontology annotation, molecular function: protein binding. Bases 675 to 3593 code for a protein of 972 amino acids. NCBI's taxonomy places the organism in Eukaryota, Metazoa, Chordata, Testudines, Geoemydidae.
CGUGCUAGGGUCAGUUUGUCCCCAGUGACUUUCCUCUGCAAAUUCUCUGCUCCUCGGAGUGUGUCCCCUUGCGUCACUAUCAGUAUCUGAUGCUUGCUGGCAGGGGACAUCCGGCCCUGGGGGAAGCUGUCUCAAUCCCACAGAGUGUGUGAGUAAGGGAGGGCUCUCCCUGGGGCUUCCUUAAAAGAGGAACUUCUCCUGUGCUGGGGGCUAGCUGCAGGAGCAUGGUGCUAGCUGGCGGGAUGCCCCUGGAGCAGGGAGGGCCAGCUUUCCCUCCAUCCCCUGGUGUCAGAGGGCACAUUGUGUUUCCCCUCCAAGUUUGCUUGUUUUUCUGUUGUGUGUGAGUUGCUCCCCCUGCAGCUCGCAGCACGACUAUUAGACACAGAAUCCCACACACUCAGCGUAGCGGUGCCCUCCCACUGCACCGUACUGCUGUUGGGAGCCAGCCCUUCGGACGCGCUGCCUGGGCUAGCAGCAGGCAUGAGACUCAGUCAGCACUGACAGCUGCAGCCUGGGUCUUGCUAACCGUACUAGUUUGGGAAGUGCCCUGCUCUCUGGGAACAUUGGACGGAGUUCCUUGCCAGGCUCCUCCAGGAAGAGCCCUGCUGUGGCUGACCUCCGUGCUCCACCCUCCCACCCCCUGAUUCUGGGCAGCUGAGAGGCAUGAGACAGCCAUGGCGUUCCAGGCAACCGGAUCUGGGACACUGCAGCCCCGGAGCGUGCGACCUCUGGAGCCUCUGCUGCAUGGCUGGGGACCGGAGCCUGCUGCGCAGAAAGGAUUCCUUGGCAACUUCUCUCUUCCCACUCCCCUGCAGGGGACAUGGAGGGCAGCUGGGAAUCCCCACCUCCGGGAGAGACACGGUGCACAUCCAGCAGGAGCAGGGGGCAGUGGCUGCUUUCCUCACAGUCUCUCCUCUCCACCCCCCCGUGCCAUGGCAGGGGGCUGCCUGAACCCUGAGGGGUCCCAGGGCCUCAGCUUGAAAGACUUUGUCCCAUCCCACUUCCAGAAGAGGGAAUUUCUUCCUGCUGCCAGGAGCCCUGCAGCCCCCACGGCCACAUCCCCUCAGCGGUUCACGUGGGUCCCGCUGCGACACAGAGGAUCCAGGGUGCCCGUGAUCCGUAACUGCGGCUCCAACACCUUGAACUUUGAGUUCCACGACACGUCUCCCCGCACAGCGUGCAAUGGCACCGCCGAGCCUAGGAGAGCAGCCCCCAGGAGCUCAGUGAGCGACUGGUACCAGACCUGGCCUGCCAAAGAAAUGAAGAAGCUGAGUUCCCAGGCAGUUCCUGUUCCCCUCCCAGCUGUGUCGGCAAUGAGCCCCCUGGAGAACGGCCCCCCGCCUGUGCCCCGCGCAGCCCCCUGGUCUGCUACCUGGACUAAGGAUAGCAAGAGGAAGGACAAGCGAUGGGUGAAGUACGACGGGAUCGGCCCAGUGGAUGAGACGGGGAUGCCGAUCGCAUCGCGAUCCAGUGUGGACAGGCCCCGAGACUGGUACCGGAGCAUGUUCCAGCAGAUCCACCGUAAGCUCCCAGAACCACAGCUGGACUGGGAUUUCCACCUCUGCACAGAACCACGCCCUCCGGCGCUUGCACAAAAGGGCCCCGUGCCAAGUGGCUCCUCUUACCUGCAGAAUGGCCUGGACUGGAGGGGCCAGGAGGCAGCCGAUGAUGCUGCGAUGGAGCCGAGGAGCAUUUUCGACUAUGAACCCGGGAAAUCGUCCGUCCUUGACCACCCCAACCCGGCUGCAGAGCCCCAGGCGGGAGGUGCUGGCAGCUGGUACCAAUUUCUGAAGGAGCUGGAGACGGGGAGCCUGCCUAAGAAGCCCCUGGCACCGUUUCCUGCAGAGCCUCCCCCACCGUCCCAGCCAAUCGAGGUGUUACUGGAGAGAGAGCUGCAGCAGCUCAGCGAGGAGUUAGACAAGGACAUGAAAGCCCUGGAGACACAUCAGCACCCUUGCAAGACUUCCUCGGCGUCUCCCUGCGCUUGCACCGCCGCCCGGUGCUUGGGAAAGAGGCGCUGCUCCUUUAAGAAUUCAAAGUUAAACUUUAGCCAAGUGGCUGUAUCCUGCCAACUCCUUGUUGUUGCUGCUGUCUCAGUGCUUCCUGCCGCGCGGCCCUGCACAGGGGAGGGAGGAACCAGCGCUACCCGCCUGGCUGCCAGGGUAGGAGGCAAACAUCGUGUACCCACUCUGGCUGAGGGGGGCAGGGCGUGCCGGGACCUGACCAAGGCAAUGGCCCACAGGGGCAAAGAGGAAGUGGCAGGGGCAGCUACAAGCCUGCCAUCUGCCUGCCGUUCCCAUCCUGCCUUGGGGCAGAGCCCCCCCGCUUCCCGACACCGCCCGCCUGCCAGCCCCAGCAUGGAGAGAGGGGGCCUGGGCCUGGGCACGAGCGACUGGAGCAGGUCUCCUCCCAGCAAAGAUCCCCCAGGCCACCCUGGGAAAAGCCCCUUGGCUGAUGAGAGUGAGUCUAUAGAGGCGGUGGAUGGACCGGUGAGGAGAGAGGACAAGAAGAUGAAAGCUGCUCGCGUCAAGUUUGACUUCCAGGCUGAGUCCCCAAAGGAGCUGACCAUGCAGAAGGGAGACAUCGUCUAUAUCCACAAGGAGGUGGACAGGAACUGGCUGGAAGGAGAGCACUAUGGGAGGGUGGGCAUAUUCCCCUCCAACUACGUGGAGAUCCUGCCUCCCACCGAAGUGCCCAAGCCCAUCAAGCCACCCACCAUCCAGGUGCUGGAGUACGGAGAGGCCCUGGCCCAAUACAACUUCAAAGGGGACCUGGCGGUGGAGCUGUCCUUCCGCAAGGGCGAGCGCAUCUGUCUGGUCCGCAAGGUGGAUGAGAACUGGUAUGAGGGGCGGAUCUCUGGCACCAGCCGCCAGGGUAUCUUCCCGGCCAACUACGUGCAAGUGCUGAAGGAGCCGCGGGUCAAGGCCUCAGAGGAGUUCCCCUCCUCCCCAACCUUGACUGCCCCUGCCUCCCCAAGGCUGCUGGUUCACACAGGCUCACCGGCCCAGCUGCACUCGCCUGGUAGCCAGCGUUCCGAUCCCUCAUCCUCCUUCCUGGCGGGCUCUCCGACUGCCCAACGGCGCGGCACGGACGGGGGUGCCCUGUCGUCCUCGCCGCGCCAUUUCGGCUUCACCUUCCCUGUCUCCCCCAAGCUGCAGCGCGCCGGAGUCUCAUCCAGCCUCCUCCAGGGGCCCCAGAGCCCCCAACCAGGCCCCAGCACCACCUUGCUCUCCCCCCUGAGUCUGAGCCCGAGCCCACAGCCUCCAGCCCCCUCUCGGCCUCCACCCGCUGCAGCGCCCUCCUCGCUCCCUGGGCAGAGCUCCACCCUUGAAGCCCCAGUACCUGCAGGUUGCCAUCUGGGCAGUGCUGGGCACCUCCCCAAGGCCCCCCCAUCUGACAACGGCUCCAGCAUACAGUGGACCCCGUUCCGGGCCAUUUAUCAGUACAGACCCCAGAACGAGGAUGAGCUGGAGCUGCAUGAAGGGGACCGGGUGGACGUCAUGCAGCAGUGUGAUGACGGCUGGUUUGUGGGUGUGUCCAGGAGAACCCAGAAAUUCGGCACCUUUCCUGGCAAUUACGUUGCCCCUGUGUAACAUCCCCCUGCCCCGCACCCCAGCACGAGCCAAGAGGAAGCUGCAUCUGCGACUCAGGCUCCUGCAGCCUACCCAGAGCUGGCAUCGCGCCCUGAGACCAGGAGAGGAACGAGGAGAUGGGGAUUGGGACCAGCCCAGCCCCCGCCCCCACGGACAUUCCCAGCAGGACCCUUUUGGUGGCUGUUGCUAGGGAGCUCGGCACUGGGACCGGCCCCUGCCUCUCCUAGUAACAGACCCCCUCUUCCCUGUCCCAGUCACUCAGCUCCGCUUCCAGCACUGCCUCUUGGGGCUCCCUCUAAUGGGGACCAGUUCCUGUCCUUUCCCUCCCCCGUGGGGCUCCCUCUAUCGUGGACCAGUCCCCCAGCCUUACACCCCGUGGAGCUCCCUCUGAUGGGGACCAACCCCUCAGCCUUACCCCCAUGGGGCUCCCUCUAAUGGGGACCAGUCCCCCAGCCUUACCCCCCGUGGGGCUCCCUCCAACAGGACCAGUCCCCCAGCCUUACACCCUGUGGAGCUCCCUUUGAUGGGGACCAACCCCUCAGCCUUACUCCCAUGGGGCUCCCUCUAAUGGGGACCAGUCCCCCAGCCUUACCCCCCGUGGGGCUCCCUCUAUCGGGGACCAACCCCCCAGCCUUACCCCCCAUGGGGCUCCCUCCAACAGGACCAGUCCCCCAGCCUUACACCCUGUGGAGCUCCCUCUGAUGGGGACCAGUCUCCCAGCCUUACCCCCAUGGGGCUCCCUCUGAUGGGGACCCAGUCCCCCAGCCUUACCCCCAUGGGGCUCCCUCUGAUGGGGACCAGUCCCCAUCCCUGCCCCCAGGGCUCUCCCUGGCAGGAAGUCUCGCCCUGUGCCCACCUGAUAAGUAUCUGCCAGUCUGUGCCUCACUGCAGAAGGCGUCUGCAUCCUGAGGGAAGGGGCUGUUAGUCCUUUCCCUCCAGCUGAACCCCCAAGCUCCAUCACGACCUCUGGAGGGAAGCAGGCACUGAGCCCGCCCUCUGCACCUCCAUGGACCUAGCAAGCUGUGCUGAACCCUGUGUCUGCAUGUGGCUGACGCUUGCAAGGUCGCUGGCCUCUCCGGUGCUCCUGCUGUGUGGAGGGGGGGCGAGGGGGAACACGGGGAGGGUAGUCUCCUCCAAGCUGCCUGUAAAGAGCCGGCUCACAUGCCCGGAAACCUGAUCUGCUUGUCCUCUGUUAUUAAAGAUCAGCCUCACCCCAUG